Molecule: messenger RNA, 759 nt
Organism: Ectocarpus siliculosus
Lineage: Eukaryota; Phaeophyceae; Ectocarpales; Ectocarpaceae
Source: the annotation of a GenBank genome assembly
AUGCCAAAAGACAAACACCGUCGCUCUUGCAGCAAGAAGUCGGGCCGCUCCUCAUCCAAGAACAGCAACAACGGCACCGAAGAUAGCCGAGGCCCUGCCGUCCGUCGGCUUCGAAUCCCCGAUGAGCCGCCCACGCUCCCGCCGCGGGACGUCAGCAAGGCGGGCAGCAAGAGGGAGGUCCUCGCGGACAUCGCGAAGAGGAUCCCGGUGGAGUUGAUGCGGGAAUACUUCAAUUAUCCCUUGCGGGUGUCGGCGGAGGCGAUGCAUAUCUCGGUCACCACGCUGAAGCGGCUGUGUCGGAGGCACGGCGUCAAGCGCUGGCCCCAUCGCCAAAUAAGCGGCUUAAAUAGGACCCUUGGAGAUCUGGAGGCGCAGCACGACGCGGCGAGAGGAGAGGAGGAAAUUGCGGCUGUGGAGGAGGAGCUCCGGCAGUUACACAGGCGACGGGAAGUCAUCAUAGAGCGGGCGUUCGAGAGCGACGACGAGUCGACCCGCAACAAGGACGGCGCUCACCUGUCACCCGGUGUCCGCCGCAAACGAAGCGGCGACCGCGGCGACCGCGGCGGCGGUGGCGGCGAUAGCGUGAGUUCUUCCUCCGAAGAUGAGGGUGAAGAGGAGGAGGAGGAAGGGAAGGGGAGAGGGGGGCGGAGCAGCAGCAGCGGCAGCAGCGGCAGCAGGAGCGGGAGUAGUGGAGGACCUUCUUGCUCAGAGGGCGGCAGCGGCGGCUCUUCGGCCUCCUCAGGGCCGAGAACUUGCUGA